Molecule: messenger RNA, 1419 nt
Organism: Penicillium roqueforti
Lineage: Eukaryota; Fungi; Ascomycota; Eurotiomycetes; Eurotiales; Aspergillaceae
Product: CAZyme family CE10
Exons: 5
Coding region: 1-1419 (472 amino acids)
Source: RefSeq, a predicted model, not a curated record
AUGGUCCUCCUCGCUUCCCUCGGCAGCAUUCCUCGUAUGAUCGUGAUAUUGAUAACAGCUUGUUUAGGGGAACGCCUGCAUGAAAGCAAAACCGUGGUGGAUUUGGGUUACGCGAAAUACCAGGGAUAUUAUAACAGAACCUCGGGUCUGAACGUAUUCUUAGGAAUCCGAUAUGCGGCUCCUCCGGUCGGAAGGCUGCGAUGGCAAGCUCCGCAGCCUUCUCUUGUGAACCGGACCACUAUCAUUCCCGCAACUGAGCAGCCACCACUUUGCCCUCAAUCGGGGGCCGCACAGCUCCCUAAGAUCUACGGGUUCAACUCAGCAUUAGGUGAUGAGGACUGUCUAUUUUUGAACGUCUACGCGCCACCAGGUGGGCGAGAUCUUCCUGUUCUUGUCUGGAUCCACGGUGGAGGCUAUGGUCUCAAUGGAGCGAUUUACGAUCCGAGUGAAUGGAUUAAUAGUAACGAAGAUGGUUUCAUCUCGGUUAUGAUCCAGUACAGAUUAGGUGCGUUUGGCUUUCUGGCUUCGGCAGACGUGUCAAAGUAUGGCCAGACAAACGUGGGCUUAUUGGACAUGCGUCCCGCGCUCGAAUGGGUGCAAGAACAUAUUUCUAAAUUUGGUGGUGAUCCUUUUCGGGUCACUCUCGGGGGUGAGUCGUCGGGUGCAGGUGCGGCGAUGCUACAAGCAAUGGCUUAUGGUGGCCGGGAAGAUCACCUGUUCAGCAACAUCAUCGCAUCGAGCCCAUAUACUGUGACCCAGUAUCGUUACGACGACGACGUACCAACUGGACAUUAUCGAGCGUUUGCCCGACAGGCAGGCUGCCUUGCCGGCGACGAAAGUGUUGGUCCGCGGACCUUUGCAUGUUUGAUGGAAACAGACACCAACACCUUACAAAAUGCAAGCGGGCUUAUUUCAACUUCAGGGGCCUGGGGAACAUUUGCUUUCCCACCUGUCAUUGAUGGAGACUUCAUUCGAGAGCUUCCAUCAAAACAACUGCUGGAGAAACGAGUGAGCGGUAAACGUGUCUUGUCUGGGAAUAACGCCAAUUAUGGCAUUCCUCUUGGCUUGCCGAACGUGGGGACCAGCGCAGAAUUUAUGACCUACGUGAAGGGUGCAUUUCCACGAUUCAUCGCCUCGGAUUUCAGUCGCCUCUUGGAACUCUAUGGGUUUGCUUCCUCCUCUUCUCCCGACCGCCUCGAUUCUCUCUACAAUACCCUCGGCGAUCGUGGGCCUACUGCGUUAAAUCAGUCAGAGUUUGCAACUGGUUACCAACAGACGGCGUUCAACCUCUUUGCUGAGACAGCCUUCGACUGCCCUUCCUAUUGGCUGGCGGAUGCCUUUUCCGGGAAUAACGACAAAGAAAGCUGGAAGUACUGUAUCAGUACUCGGUCACUCCGGCAUAUCAUAGAGCAGACUUGA